Messenger RNA from Marmota monax (woodchuck), 4359 nucleotides. RefSeq names its product docking protein 4 (gene Dok4). The record is from RefSeq and is a predicted model, not a curated record. Gene Ontology annotation, biological process: cell surface receptor protein tyrosine kinase signaling pathway; positive regulation of MAPK cascade. Gene Ontology annotation, cellular component: cytoplasm. The transcript has 9 exons. Bases 2475 to 3395 code for a protein of 306 amino acids. Lineage: Eukaryota; Metazoa; Chordata; Mammalia; Rodentia; Sciuridae.
GGCAUCCCAGCCGCUGGGCAGCUGUGGUGGCCGGUGGGCAGGCGGCUCCCGCUAUUGUUGAAGUUGGGCCGCAGCAGCAGCAGCAGCGGAGCCGGGAGGGCGGGCUGAGCUGGAUCCACUGCCUCGGCCCUGCUCUUCUUGCCCCUUGCCCCCCACCUCUGGGGGCCUCUUUUCCUUAGAGCACCCCUUCCCCUGCCUCCCGCUGCUUUUUUCCUGUGAAUAUGUACAUUUCAGGGUGUUUCUGAUGGUAAUGAAGUGUUUGGAAAGAAGAGUGCUUUGGGGGAACAGGGCCAGGAGAGCGAGGGGCAGAGCUGGCACUUACCUGGCCUGUACUUGAGAACUUACGGUAGGAGUUGGUGGUGGGCUUGGAGGGGCGGCAGAUGAGGCUUCGAGGAUGUGCACCAGUUCCCCCGAGCCUUGAGACCCGGCUGGGGAAGAUCCCCUAGAAGGCAUGAGCAGGGCCCCCAGGGACCCACUGAAUGAUCUUGGUGAGUCCAAGAGCUGCCUUUGCUCCCCUGCAGACCCUUCCCCACCUCCAGUGAAGGGGCUGGCAGCUGCCCCUCCCCAGCAGGAAGGAAAGCCCUGGUGACCCCAGUCACCGAGUCUGUUCUCCUCAGGACUCCAGUCCUUUCCUCCUUCCCCCCUCCCAUUGCCUGGACUCGGGAAGGAAGCUCCAGGGCUCCCAGUUCAGCCUGAGUGGGGCAGAGGAUGAGGAGGGGCCCAAGGAUGUGGCACCUGCUUUCCAGCCUGGGUACCAGGUGGGAAGGGAUGGCCUUGGGGAGGGGUGUAGCAGCCCUUCUUCCCCUCGUGGGCCUUUCAGGGCUGUGUUAUGUGCUGGGCCAGUGUCCUCACUGCCAUCAGGUGGGCCCUUGGUCCUGCAGGGCAGAGCUGGUGGCAUGAUUUGAAUUUGAAGCCCAACUCCGAACGCAGCCUGGUGGGGACAGCCCUGGCAGCGUGGACCCCUGUGCUCUCCCUAGACAGGGAUUCAGUCACUGACUUCAAGCACAGAACAAAGAGGCUGAGGCCUGGGUGGGGAGGCCAGGAAGGUGGAACCCAGCUUUAAACCCACUCCUCAUUCCUGUGGCCUGGACCUCGCAGCCAGCUGGGCUGAAGCCUGUCUAGGGCAGAGGUAGCCCAGAAGGUGCUGGCCUUAGGGCGGCCACUUGGGGACAGUAUCCGACCUGUUCCAAAAGGGGCCCUGGGAACCCCAGUGGACAGGUAGGCACCGCCAGGGAGAGGGGCUGGGAAGUGGGGUGUGGCCAGGUGUUUGGGUCACUCCUUUCCAUGAAUUCAGCUUCCCUCUGCAGACCCGAGCCUCACUCCCCAGCGUCAGCCUGCAGAGGUGAGGCGGAGACGCUGGAGGAGCUGGGAGCCCACCCCACUACCUGCCGGGCCUCCCUCCCCGGCAGAGCUGUGCAGAGUGCUUCUGAAGCGCUGAUCAAAGGCCUGGGAGAAGUGGGAAGGAGCUCUCGAGUCAGGCUCCCUGGGGCGGUGUGAGUGUGUAUCCUGUAACCAGGCAACCAGGGUGCUCAGGGGCCUCGGGCUGCUGCCCCUGGUGCUGCAGGCUGCGUGGGGCCCAGCCUGGCACGGUGUAUCAGGGCCAGCAGCAUGCACUCGCUGUCCAUCCACUGUCCCUUCUUGUGGUCGUCCACUCGUUCAGCAGCUCUGGGAAGGAGGCACCAGGAUUUGAGUGAGGAUUCUUAGAAUAAAACAAUUUCUACCCUAAAGGAGCCUUGCAGCUAGAUGCUCAGGGUGCUGUGCUAGGUGGAUGGGCCAGGGGCUGAGCCAGGGUCAGCGUGCAGGGGCACUCAUGCCUUCAAGUGUCCUGGGCAGGAGCCAGAAAUGACCGGGCUCUAGGCACUUUCUGGGGACUACCUAGGCCCACUAUGACCCUGCCUGCGAAGUCUCUGAUGAAUCCAUGACUGAUUAUGGCUAGCGAAGGGGCAGGGCCUUGGGUUUGUGGCCCAGGCCCCCCGCUGGCCUCCCCUGCUUUGCACUGGGGCACCCUGUAGGUCCUUUCUGUUUGCCAGUGAGAACGGCAUCGGGGAUGCCCGGGGAACAGGCCUGUCAGGCUUCUGGACCUGUUGGAAGGAGCAGGCAUCCCAGGCAGAGCUCCGUCCCAUGGGGGAGGGGCCCCUGGAAGACGAGUCCAUUCAGUAGCUCGUGUAGGUGGCUGUGGCCACCCCUCAAGGUGUCUGGUAGGGUUGGUAUCAGGAUGAGAAGAGGGUGAGGGAAAACUUUUGCGGACAAGAAUGGUGGCACCAACACCAAGAGCCUGGCCUGGCUCCCAGAACAGGACCAGGGCAAUUUGACCAGGGUCUCCCUGUCUUUGGAGACCAUGUGGCUGGAGCCCCGGCAGCAAUGGCCUGUGCAGUGGCUACCAUGGGAGGCUCUGGGUCUCCACAGCCUGCUUUCAACCAGCACCACCAUUUACCAGAUGAGACUGUGUCGUGCCUCACUUUCCCCACCUGUAAAUGGGGAUCUACCGGAGGUGCUGGCUGGUGUUCCGGAAAUCCUCCAGCAAGGGGCCCCAGCGGCUGGAGAAGUAUCCGGAUGAGAAGUCUGUGUGCCUCAGAGGCUGCCCCAAGGUGACAGAGAUCAGCAAUGUGAAGUGUGUCACACGGCUCCCCAAGGAGACCAAGAGGCAGGCAGUGGCGAUCAUAUUCACCGACGACUCCGCGCGCACCUUCACCUGCGACUCAGAGCUGGAGGCAGAAGAAUGGUACAAGACACUGUCUGUGGAGUGUCUGGGGUCACGGCUCAAUGACAUCAGUCUGGGAGAGCCUGACCUCCUGGCCCCAGGGGUGCAGUGCGAGCAGACAGAUCGCUUCAACGUCUUCCUGUUGCCCUGCCCCAACCUCGAUGUGUACGGCGAGUGCAAGCUGCAGAUCACCCACGAAAACAUCUACCUCUGGGACACACACAACCCCCGCGUGAAGCUCGUCUCGUGGCCCCUCUGCUCGUUGCGCCGCUAUGGCCGGGAUGCCACACGCUUUACCUUCGAGGCUGGCCGGAUGUGUGACGCUGGGGAAGGGCUCUACACCUUUCAGACACAGGAGGGGGAGCAGAUAUACCAGCGGGUCCACAGUGCCACCCUGGCCAUCGCCGAGCAGCACAAGCGGGUCCUGCUGGAGAUGGAGAAGAAUGUGAGGCUGCUGAACAAGGGCACUGAACACUACUCAUAUCCCUGCACACCCACUACCAUGCUGCCCCGCAGUGCCUACUGGCACCACAUCACGGGUUCCCAGAACAUAGCCGAAGCCUCCAGCUAUGCAGGUGAGGGGUAUGGGGCAGCCCAGGCCAGCUCAGAAACGGACCUUCUCGACAGAUUCAUCCUGCUAAAGCCAAAGCCCAGCCAGGGGGACAGCAGCGAGGCAAAGACCCCUUCCCAGUGACAGCAGGGCUGGCAGGCACCAAUGACUGUUGGGGGCUGCCUGUUGCAGGACAGACUACAGCCUACUGUGGAUGGCCUCAAGAGGCUGUUGGCCAAGACCUGGAGAAAGGGAGCAAGCUGUUCCCUCCCUGACCCCGAGGGUGAGGCUGGACCAAGGCAAAGCGCUGGCCACACCGCCUGAGCAUGUGAGGGGCCGGAGCCACCAUGGACUAUAUCCUGUUGAUGAUUUUAAUAUUUAUGGCUUAUGACAUAUUCUAUAUUAAGAUUUUCCCCCUGUCCCUUCCCGCCAACACAUACAUUUUUAAUCCCAUGACCAGGCCAUGGUCAAGGCUGUUAUAAAGAUUAUGAGGGCAGCUGUUUGCCUGUCCUUUGUGGUACAGCCCUCCUGCUGCCAGGACCUGCUUGAAUUGCCAGGGCCAGAGGAGGGGGACAAUCAGAACUCAAGGCUGGCAUUGCUUGCUGACUUCCCAAGCAGCCUAGUGGCCAAGACAGCAGGUGGCUUCUCUGUUCCUUUGGGCCUGUAGUGGCACAGGAAGGAUCCGAACUUCCAGAAUGCCACUUAGCAGCCUUGCACUUGGAGUUUUAAGCAGAGGUGACAUCUGGUUGAUGCCUCAGGUGAAAAAUCUGGUUUUAAAAUGUAAUUUCUGCACAGGCUCCUUCCUGCUUAGCAGGAUGAGAAGAGGUCCUCAGGGUAGGGGUGCUUAUUACCUCAGCCAGGUGGAGGAUGGCUGGGGCCCGUUCCUGCCCCAGGGCCAGGCCAGGCCAGGCGGCUGCGGCAGGACUGCUGUGGGGAGCACCCCUGCUGCCCUCUCAUUGACUGGGGUACAGUGCCCCAGGAGAGGGAGACCCUCUGCCAUGGGUUUGGCCACCCUAUGCCAGAGCACUCAAACCACCACUUCCCCAUUUCUCUUCCCCACAUGGUGCUGAGGCUCCCUGCUGAAAUGCAAUUAAAGCAAUUGAUUUUC